Brassica oleracea var. oleracea is the source of this 1077-nucleotide messenger RNA. RefSeq names its product protein sym-1-like. Gene Ontology annotation, cellular component: cytoplasm; membrane. NCBI's taxonomy places the organism in Eukaryota, Viridiplantae, Streptophyta, Magnoliopsida, Brassicales, Brassicaceae. The coding region runs from base 62 to 931 and encodes 289 amino acids. The transcript is spliced from 7 exons. The record is from RefSeq and is a predicted model, not a curated record.
UCAUAUCCCAAAGUACGACAGUCACCGUUCAGUUAAAAGUAUCAGACAAGAAGCAACCACGAUGCUUAGCCCCGCCACUCUCACCCGGAAAACACCACUCCCGUUCAACUCUCUCGGGUUUUCCGGUAAUAACACAUCGUACUUCAACCGAAGGAGGACUCUUACUGAAGCUGGUUCAAGCAGGGCUCUUUCGUUUGGGCACAAACUAAAUUGUGGUGGUCGUGUCAAUUGGUCUGGGCGUUCUGGUACCGUGUUUGGACAUCUGGGUCGGGUCUAUUCGAUCUCAGGUGGAAGUUUAGGUGACUCCGGCGGAAUUGGUGGUUCAGGUUCAGGUGGUGGUGGUGGUGAUAGUUCAGGCGGUGGAGGUGAUGAAGGCAGUGGCGGAAACGGAAACAAGUGGUCAUUUCUGUCAUGGUACUUGGCUCUUCUCUCAAAUUAUCCUGUUUUGACCAAAGCUGUGACAUCAGCAAUUUUGACACUCAUUGGUGAUUUGAUCUGUCAGCUUACAAUCAAUAGAACCUCAUCUCUGGACAAGAAGAGGACACUCACGUUUACCAUAUUGGGAUUAGGACUAGUCGGUCCAGCAUUGCAUUUCUGGUAUUUGUAUUUGAGCAAAGUGGUGACAGCUUCCGGAUUAUCAGGCGCAGUUCUGAGGCUUUUACUGGACCAGUUUGUUUUUGCUCCUAUUUUUGUUGGAGUUUUCUUAUCAGCUGUUGUGACACUUGAAGGAAAACCAUCACAUGUCAUACCGAAGCUGAAGCAGGAGUGGACUGGUGCAGUGGUAGCAAAUUGGCAGCUAUGGAUACCAUUUCAGUUUCUUAACUUCAGAUUUGUUCCACAAAACUUUCAGGUGCUUGCUUCAAACGUAGUGGCAUUGGCUUGGAAUGUGAUUUUAUCAUUCAAAGCUCACAAAGAAGUUGUUGCAAAAUAGGCAAUGUUUCGUUCCCUACAAGCUACAGGUAUUGUCGGCAGGGUUUUGGGGGCAGAGAGUGCUUGUCUGCUGAUUCAAAUGUUUAUUACUCCCAAGGAACCUUGCAAUUAACAUUUAAUGAAUGUAGAAACAAGCUUGUCUUUCAA